Drosophila eugracilis is the source of this 1358-nucleotide messenger RNA. Its product is annotated as retinoid-inducible serine carboxypeptidase. Gene Ontology annotation, biological process: proteolysis. Gene Ontology annotation, molecular function: serine-type carboxypeptidase activity. Bases 12 to 1289 code for a protein of 425 amino acids. Lineage: Eukaryota; Metazoa; Arthropoda; Insecta; Diptera; Drosophilidae. The transcript is spliced from 2 exons. The record is from RefSeq and is a predicted model, not a curated record.
AACCUUUGAGAAUGUGGUGCGGUGUUUUCGCAAUUUUGUGCCUCCUAUUGGGGAUCUCUGAGGCCCGCAAGGGAUUCGGACCAGGAGAGCAGGACUGGGGCUACGUAGACGUUCGCGAGGGGGCCCAUAUGUUCUAUUGGCUCUACUACACCACGGCUAAUGUGAGCAGUUACACGGAACGACCACUGGUGCUAUGGCUUCAGGGAGGACCGGGGGGCUCUUCCUCGGCGCUGGGCAAUUUCCAGGAACUGGGACCUGUGGAUACGAAAGGUAACCCACGGGAGGGAAACUGGGUGCAGCAUGUAAACGUGCUGUUCAUCGAUAACCCAGUGGGUUCGGGCUUUAGCUAUGCCGAUAAUACUAGUCUGCUGGUGACCAACAAUGAAGAGCUUGUCGACGACCUUUUGACGUUCAUGCUGCACUUCUAUAAGAAGCAUCAGGAGUUCAAGAGCGUCCCGCUGCAUAUUUUCUCGGAGAGUUAUGGUGGUAAAAUGGCUCCUGCCUUGGCUAUCUGGCUCGAUGAGGCCAUGAAAGCAGGAGAGUUGGCUGAGCCAGGAACCCUUAAGUCCGUGACCAUCGGCAAUCCAUGGAUAUCAACUCGACACAUUUGCCGGGAACACUCAAACUACUUGUAUGUCAAUGGCUUGAUCGAUGAGGAUGGAGUGGCGCUACUCGAUGCCCAAGAAGAACGCAUCCUUAGCGCUCUUAAAAGACACGAAUUCAAUAACGCCACCAAUGAGUAUUUGGAGUGGUAUGAUCUUAUGCAGGAGCUGACCGGAGGGGUCUACCUAUAUAACACACAGACCCAUUUGGAUCCCUCAGAAGAUCGAACCUACGGCUAUGGGCCUGAGUUGAAUGAUUUAAUGGAGAACGUUAGUGUGGCCCUGCAGAUUAAUGGCAGUGUCUAUGCCUCCCAGGUUAUCGAUGUGUUAACAAGCCUACACGAAGAUCGCCUUAAAUCGGACUAUAAUGCGAUUCCCCGCCUGCUAAACGAGACCUCCGUUAAGAUAAAUAUUUAUUCUGGCCAGCUGGAUACUCUGGUGCCGACAGCAGCCACUUUGUCCUUGAUCAAGGAUUGGGCCUGGAAUAAUAAGUCGGAAUAUCUGCAGGCCAAUCGCACUGCCAUCGUUAUCGAUGGCAUACUCCAGGGAUUCCAGAAAGUCGGAGGCAAAUUCGGAAUGUACUGGAUUAAUCGAUCGGGACACUUGGCUCCCAGCGAUAAUCCAACGGCCAUGCAAUAUGUCCUGAAAUCCGUCACUCAAUAUGACGCAGAGUCCUCAGAGAAGUAAACGUAACUUAACAAUUAAACUAACUUAAAUCACGAGAAACCACGAAUAAACGAAUAAUUUUAUAUCUAA